AUGUUUGUAGAUGUGGAUAUACGCAAAAAGUGCAGAAAUAGAUGUACAUGCCCAAAGAGUGCAGGUCUUAUAACUACUAAAACGGGUUCACUAAAAAAUGCUGCAGACUACGGAUAUUGUACUCAUGAGAAAGACUCUGGGGAAAGGAUAAAGGGACUUAACUAUGGUAGACAAUCUCUUCAAAUAGAAAAUGGGAACUCAUCCAUACCAUUUACCGAUACACAUGGUAGAUCAGAGGUAGUUACCGUCUAUUAUCGUGAAGAUAGUAACAGGAAUCGCAUAAAGGUACCCCUCAUUCUUGGAAUUAAAGAUCAUAAAGGAGCAGGUUAUACAUGGUACGAAAAUCUGGGUGGAAAUAACUUAACAUGGAAAAAGAUUGAGGAUACUCAUGACUUUCCUAAAAGUGAUUCUGGAUUAGCAGGUCCCUUGUUCAAGGAAAACCUUGAUAGAGUUGCCUGCUCUCUUCAUAACCUUCAUAAAGUUGAUAUUUCAAAUGAUGGACAGAACUCCUAUUAUUGCAAAAUAUGUACCAAAUCCAAGGUUACCCUUACACAUGAAAAGAUUCAAGAAAUAUACGCUAAGAUUAAUCACAGUCCACAAGAAAGUACUCCUUAUCAUGUUACACACGAGAGAAACCUGGUAAAAUAUAAAGAGACGAGCGAACAUUCUAAAUUACUCUCUGUUAAUAAGAAUGAUACUAUCUCUGUUUUCUACUGGGAAGGUGAUGAUAAGCGUGAGAAUCCUCUCCUGAUAGAGGUUAAAUCGUCUAAAGCAGAAUCUACUUGGUACGAGAAUCUAUGGGAAUCGGGUACUAAAAAGCAUGUUGUGUGGAAAAGGUUGGAAUCAACAGGGACUUCUGGAUUCUCUUCCUAUGGAGUAGAUCUUAAGGUUAAACUUGACUCUCUUAGUUGCGCACUCAAUAAGGCAGUUAGAAUUAAGUUAGGACUGGACUCUGGUUGUCAUGAUUCUAGGGAUACCAAACACAAUAAUAGAAUAAAGGCUUUUCAUAAUGGAACUGUUGAUAAAGCCUUCUUUCUUUCGGCCUAUGAAUACAGCAAUAACAAACCUGAUGGAGGACCGUUCUCUGUGGCAGAAUUGUUGGUUCAGGGUGCAAGACAGACCUUUCCAGGUGCUACAUUUUUCAAGGAUGUUACCAAGCUUUCUUCGUAUGCAUCCUUCUGUGAUCCCACCAAUCCAUUUCUACUCUGUAUAGAAUUUGGAAAUAAUAGUGAUAAGAAAUAUCAAUGGUACUGGAAAAAAGAUAAGGGGAAUGAUUGGCAAGUAUAUGGAUCAUUCUCUACCAAGUCUUCUAGGGAUGUUAAUAGUCAAAUUGGGGGAAUUUUUACUAAUGUUAAAGGUUCUCUUAUGAUAAAAACAUGUAUUCCUCAUAAACCUCCAAAAGAGGGGGUCAAAAUAAAUAUAACCGAACAACCGAGGGAUGAGAAACUUUCUGGUACAUAUCAGGCAACCUCUGGUACAACCCCUGUUUUAGUGCUUAUUUCCAGAGAUGAUAAAACUCUUCCGCAUGGAUUCUUUAGUAUUACUCACAAACCUUUAGGUACAGGAUAUUUCAAGCUAAGUAGAAAUUUAGGCAAUGGAGAUCAAAUAGGAAAAGGAGGGGGGACAAUACCUGAUGCUAAGGAAGUCUCUGUAUACUACUGGAAUGGUGAACCUACUUUACCUAUCCUACUUGGAAUUACCACAAAGGAUAGUAGUAAACCAAAGUACUAUAGCAGAGGCAAUCAAAGAGGCAGUUCCUGGAUACAAGGCGAUAAUGCUAGUAAAAAAUUUGAAUAUCUACUAGACGAGUAUAAUUGCCAAAGAAAUAAUGCAGUUCCAUUUAAUCUAAGUGAUCCAGAAAAUUCAUCGAACCUUUAUACUGAUGGUCAAGUGCCUCCAUGUAUAAAGGAUCAUAGAAAGAUAGAAUCUACUGUCUCUCCAAAACAUCCUCUUGGGGGUGAAUACGCUAUGAAAGAAUACACUGUCAAUGGUGAUGCGAGAAUAUCCAGGGUAACUUUCAGCAGAAAAGACACUGAUAUGGCCACUAAAUAUACCAUAACUAAGGUUUUAGUAUAUUACCGGAAGAAUGAAAACAGGAUUGACAAUAUUCCUCUUCUUGUAGGAUUUGUAAAAAGUGACAAUAGUGGUUCUAUCUUCUUCGAGAAUCUUGGAAGUCCAUAUUAUACAAAAUGGAAACCAAUUGGAGAAAGUGAAUCAAAAUCUUACUAUGACAAAGGUGGAUUCGGUUCUACUCCACAACAAGCACUUACAGAUAAGCUCGAUGAAGUGGGUUGCAGGGUUAAUCAUAUAGUUAAAAUAAAUAUAUCAAAUAAGGGUAAUCCAGACAAAUACUGUCACAAAAACUGCACUAAUAAGAGGAUAAAGGUUAUUAACACUAAUAUUAGCAUCUCUGGGUAUACCGGCUAUGAUCAUACCUCUGCAAUAAAGGCUCAGAAGACCUUUACAGUAACUGCUAUAAUAAAUAAUGGCAAAGAAAAAAAUGCGAAUAUAACCAGUUUUUUCCCACUAAGAGAAGUUUUAAAGGUCACUGUCUAUUUCCAAAACUGUAAUGGUCUUCCGGUUGCAAUACACAUCCAAAAGGAAAAGGGCGAAGAGUGGCUUAAGAAUGAAAACGGAAAUGAACAAUUGGUGCAGUUUAAUCCAAAUGAUAACGAACUACAGAACUGCCGAGGAAUUCAGGGAUUACCUAUAACUCAAGGUACUCAAUCAACAUUCUCUGAAGAUAGUUCAAGUGACUCCGAUGAAGAAUCUCAGGAUGGUAAUCCAGGAGAUGGAAAUUUUAGUGGAUUAUUUGACUGGUCAUGGGAAUCACUUGUUUCUAGUCUUGCUGGAGCUAUGAUAGAUGGACCAACUCAAGCAGUUUAUGGUUUUGCUAAAGUUAAUGAAGCUAUAUCUAAAAUACUCCCUGGCCCUAAUGUUUUUGACAACAGUGGACUAGCAGGAGGGUUAUCUGGUGAUGAUGGAGCUACUGCUAAAGGCCUUGAAGCAGAUGUAAAAAAUCCUGCCUCUGUACUUCCUCAACCUGAAGGUGGAGGACAUGGCUCUGAUAAUGCUAGUGGAGUACUAGACUCUAGUACUGAAGCCUCCGCUCUAUCAGACAUUUCUCCUGGAGCUGAACCUGCUGAUCUUCCUACUCAAUCUCCUCUUAUUGCUGAAGGUCUUACUGGUCUAGCUACUCUUGGAUAUGUCGCCGCAUGUGGUGCUUCAGGCUCCAUUACUGGGUUUACUUACUGGAUCUACAAGCGCUUUGCUGGAGAACCAUGGGUAAGGCAGAUCUAA
Molecule: messenger RNA, 3300 nt
Organism: Theileria equi strain WA
Lineage: Eukaryota; Apicomplexa; Aconoidasida; Piroplasmida; Theileriidae
Exons: 1
Coding region: 1-3300 (1099 amino acids)
Source: RefSeq, a predicted model, not a curated record